CGUGCAUUAGGAAGACACGUCUACGAUGCAGYAUUAUUUUCAUCGAUCAUAUAUAAAGUUUGAAUGAUGAUCUAUGUAUAUAUACUACGAUACGACAUUAUGAAGUCUCUAAGGUAGGGAAUACAAUAUGAGGUUUUGGUGUCGAGUGCUUUUUGCAUCCAUACUUGGUUUGUCUUUGACUAUUCUUGUCAUUUACUGGGAGCUGAAAAGUGCGGAUUUACAAUGGCAAUGGAAUGGAGGUCCUUCUGUUGCAUCGUCUCGAAAGAAAGAGAGCUUAGAUUCUCCUCUAGAGAGAGAGGAUAGUACAGGCAUACUGCAGAGGGGUAAAGGAAACAACACGGAAGAGAAGAUGGGGUAUUUUCGUAGGUUGAUUAAAGAUACUUACAUCUAUUCGGCUUUCUACGAACAAUAUGACAACGAAGAUAAUUCUGCUAUUAGACUGAUUAUUUUAAGCGGAAAAUAUUACCAACCUAAACUUAUGUGCCACUUCUGCGACCCCUCUGACACUAGCUGCGAUUGUCCUCCACAGACCGCGGAGUUAUAUACGAAUAAUGAGAACCACGGACGCACAUUUGGCGGGUAUAUUGCAACGUGUGGCAUCCCAAAGUGUUUUAGAAGAGAUUCUCCCUAUGUGUUUAUAACUGCUGAAGAUAAAGGCGAGACGAGUAAAAAACUACGUGUUUCACUUGUAAAGACAAUGCACGAAUCGACUCYAUUUAGCUAUGCUAUUUGCAUACCUCCUCUGAUAGGUCAAGGGUUUGAUUCUUUGCACCGACUGGUAGAAUUUAUUGAACUGACUCGCAUACUAGGGGCUAAACAUUUCACGUUUUAUGAGUAUGAUUUAGACGACCAGCUUCAAAAYGUCUUACGCUAUUAUCAAGAGCAAGGCGUGGUCAGUGYAUUGCCUUGGAAUCUCCCARAAGACGUCACAAUGACUGGUCAAAACAUCUGGUACCACGGUCAAGUGCUGGCUACACAAGACUGUCUGUACAGACACAAGGGUAAAGCGAGAUUUGUAGCCUUCAACGACAUUGACGAGUAUAUCGUUCCACUUGCACAUUCUACUGUACCUCAGCUCCUAAACAACAUACACUCAGARAUGUUCUGUGGUCACUGCUUUGACAGCGUUAUAUUCAGUCUCAAUGCGCGUAUGCCCAAGGCAAAAAAACGAAGUCAGCUGGUCUCGCAAAGGGUAUUUCAAAGGACCAAUGAUAAGCUUUCCUCGUGGUCGAAGUGUAUUGUAGACCCUCUUCAAGUGUUUGAGAUGGGAAUUCAUCAUGUUAGCAAGGCUAGGAGAGACCGGUUGACCAUGAAUAAGGUAGAUGAGAAACAUGGUUUAGUUUUYCAUUACAGAACGUGUUCUUCGGCUUACGGGAUUGGGAAGGCUUGUGGUAAUCUUGUUACAGACUACACCAUGGAGAAUGUGGGUGAAAAGUUGCAAAAGCAAGUAGAUAAAGUACUGAAACAUUUAGAUAUCAAACCUAUAAAGGAGGCUGCCGUAUUGUCGUAGAAAGACAGAAAAGAGGGGGUCCCCUAAAAUUCAGGUUCUCACCAAUCAAAAUUUUGUUGAAAUUCUUUAUCGUUCUGUGCAUGUUAGGACGAAAGAAAAGAUGUUUGCGACUCAAUGGAUAAGUCUCUCCAUGGGUUACAUGACGGAAAUACCGUAAAUUUGAUGUUAAAUUUCGACCCAAGACUAGCCUCUCGCUCCAGGAAUCUCGCUUCGCCACUGGGCUGUGGGUGAAUAUAUUGCCGCAAGGGUGUCCUCUUAAACUGUAACAGCUACAUUACAAAAGCGGAAUAAAAACCUGUCUUACUUGUAGAUCAUGUGGUCUGAAAGCUGAGCUUAAGAUGUCGAUCAUAAUGGUGGUAGAUAGAAGAUACAAUGACCGACAUGCAACCAUCGUUAAAAAACGAGUCAUCAAAGCUAGGCUGACAGAUACCCAUGAACCCCCAUGUCCCCAAUCCAACACACUUACUAUCAUCAGUCCGGGCACCACUUUCAAAGCAGGCUAAAUAUUUGGCUGAUAUCUCAAUACAAUUAUCCUGAUAAUCAAAUAAUCAAUACAUAUGUUUAAUAUAUCUUUAUUCUUACUUGCAUGUUUUAAUUAAGUUCAGAUGAUAACCACACAGAUUUUCUAAAGUUAUUCAAAUAAUAUACAUAAGCUAUUGAUAUGUUCAGUCAAGCGAAGUCUCCUCAAACUUCUUUAACGUAUUUAUAAUACACUGUACAAUGAGACAAUAUUGUAAAACUAUAUCGGAUUCUUAGGCCCCGUCCACACGUAUCACACGUAAAUUUUUUUUGCGGAUACGGGUUGCGUCCACACGUGUCCGGAAAUUUUUGUGUCCGUAUCCUCAAAUUUUACGAAAACGGAUAGGUGUGGACGGUGAAAACGAUUCGAAUACGCUGCGUGUGGACGCAAACAUUUUCGUAUCCGCAAAAACUAAUUUGCAGAUACGAAAAUUUCCGGAUACGUGUGGACGGGGCCUUAAACUUGAGAACUAAUCUUAAGGACCUGUGGUCCAUAGUCAUUGCAUGGAAUGAAUCUAUCCAAUCAAAAUGCUAGAAUUUAUGAGCCAUUCUUUUACGUCUAUUAAAUCUUGUCUAAAUACUUUGCGAUAUCAUUUACAUAUAAUUUUUAGAUAAUUCAAUAAUUAAUUUCUUAUUUUUUAUAGAUACUCUACCCUAAAUUUCUAAAACAUUUUAUAUAUUAUAUUCCUAUCUUUUUUUAACAUACCUCUAAAUUUUCUCUCAAUGCUAGUGCCGUUUUUAUACAUGCAUAAUUCGAUAAAUGCGGAUACGGACAUAACUAUCUUACCGUAGCCUUGCYAACGUGUUGUGAUUGGAUGAAUUACUGGAGACAAACAGGAAGCCAUUUCAAUGUUACAUCAUGUCGUACCGUGCGGUACGCGUUGUAAUUUGAAGUCAGUUCGUGUGUCUCCCGCAUAAAAAAAAAAAAAAAA
This is a messenger RNA of Actinia tenebrosa (Australian red waratah sea anemone), 2961 nucleotides long. RefSeq names its product beta-1,4-galactosyltransferase galt-1. Gene Ontology annotation, molecular function: glycosyltransferase activity. Lineage: Eukaryota; Metazoa; Cnidaria; Anthozoa; Actiniaria; Actiniidae. The record is from RefSeq and is a predicted model, not a curated record. Gene Ontology annotation, cellular component: cytoplasm.